AAACUGAUGAAAAAAAAAAACAGAGAUGACAUACUUUUAUUGGUCUAAGAUACCAUAUCAAUGUUUCCCGCCUGGUAUCCGAGACUUCGCCCCGAUUAAUCCGGACCCGACCCGCGUCGCGCACCUGGAAAUGGUGGGUGAGUCUCCCAGCGGGAGCUGCUGUAUACACAAGGACGCGAACUCGAGACCUUGCUUAAACUGGAACAAGCUGCUUAUCACUUGAUCCAACCCCUUGUUGGUACGCCAGCACCUACUUGAUUCACAAUAUACCCUAAUUGUAUCCUAGGCCAGUUGUGCAAUUGGAGCACAAAAAGGUAUAUAUAAAAUCUUCACUCCAAAGAUUUUUAGUAUAUUUUAGCCAAAAAGAGACGAGUCAAGAUGAUGAGUAAAAUUUCAUGGCGAGGCAAGAGGGACGAUAACCUUGGUAUGGGGAUCAGAAUCAUCAGGUCUAUCAGGAAGUGCCCUGUUCGGCAUUGACAAUAAAUGUGCAGUCCAUUACAAUUUUGAUGGUUCUACAACGUCAAAGAAAUGUGAAUAUAAGAACUUCACGUUCACGGCAUUGAGAUUUUUAUUUUUGUAAUGUAGAUAUUGAUUUUUGUAAGCUAAUUUAUUUUCUCGAUUUUGAGAUAUUGCAGCCAUAAAGUAUAGACAAUAGUGGCUGAUUUCUUCAUUUUCUUUUGCUCCUAAAUUGUAAUACAAAUGAAAAUGCCUUCUUCUG
This is a messenger RNA of Rubroshorea leprosula, 718 nucleotides long. Lineage: Eukaryota; Viridiplantae; Streptophyta; Magnoliopsida; Malvales; Dipterocarpaceae. The record is from the annotation of a GenBank genome assembly.